UUACCAUCCACAGUUGUCUCUGAACAUGCUGAAGGGCCGCCUCAAGCAAUGUUCAAGAUUUGACCCAGGAGCAGCUACAGUAUUAUGGUUGAUCAGAGUGAGAGGCAUCUGCGGAAAAUAUUUGGAGGAUAUAUUCUCUGCGAGAGACAUAUUGCAUUCAAGCAGGAAGGAAGAAGCAAAAAUGCUGUUAAGACGAUUAUACAGUUGCAGAAACAACAGAGAUCUCAGAACCAUCUCAAGAUGCUCUUGGUGCAUCAACAGAAGAUCAGAAGUGGACCAUGCUUAUCUUGAUGCUACAGGGAACAAUGGUACAGUUGCCCCAUCCACUGUCAUCUCUGAACAUGCUGAAGGGCUGCCUGAAGCCAGGAACUUUCAGCGUUUAACAGAGGAGCAAGGUCAACUCCUAAGAAAAUGUCGAAGUGUUCAACAUUACUAUGAGACGGGAACUGAAGAUGAUAGACUGUAUUAAUUCAAUCAAAAGCCACAAGUGUUUGAAUUCUCUGAAGUGGAAUUCAAUAAAAAAACACAUUACACAGUUGGAUAACGACAGAUUGCACACUGAAACAAUAAUAAGUGUUCAAAGUGCUAGUACAUCUUGUACAUAGUGUCAAGGUGUCCAAGCAUGUCUCUGUAAGCCAAUGGUUCACUGCAUAUGAGGUUAAUUUAUAUCUUACAGUGGAUUGCAGCAAAAGGCCAGAGGAAAAUAUGUUUUGAUACUUAUCCGUAUUUUGAAGAAGAAAAAUGGGGCUGAAUGGCAUGUUUAUUUUUUUUUAUUUGACGGGCGGGCUGGGAUGAGAAUCUAAAAUAUUUUUUCUCUGGCUUAAGGCUUUAUUCUUAGUAUGUAUCAAUUAUGUCAUCAUGAUGAAGUCAUCGUUACUAUUCUACAUUGUUAAAAAUUAGAUUCAAUCAUUUUUAGAUUUCCGGAGGUUUUGAAGAGCAUAUUUUUAACAGCCAAUGGGAUCAUAAGCACAUUUCGAGUGUUACAUGACCCAGCCUUUUUAUCAAAAGUUGCUCAGAGUUCAUUUUUGCGUGUCAGAGUAAAAGGCCUUGGAAACUUCAAAAUGGCUGAAAAGGCUUGUCCAAGCACUUUAUUUUCGCUUGCACUGUUUAUCAUCUAGGUUAAUAAAUAUAAUUUCAGUUGAUUUGCAGAAAGUUUACCAGGAUAAGAAUUUGUCGAUUGUUUCUAUACAAUA
Mya arenaria is the source of this 1193-nucleotide messenger RNA. RefSeq lists its product as uncharacterized. The record is from RefSeq and is a predicted model, not a curated record. Bases 26 to 469 code for a protein of 147 amino acids. Lineage: Eukaryota; Metazoa; Mollusca; Bivalvia; Myida; Myidae. The transcript is spliced from 5 exons.